CUGGUCAUGCCUCCAGGUCCUCCUCUGGACCAGGCAGUGUGGAAGGAAGCAUUUGCUGGGAAACAAUGACUAAGACCGAGAAGGGAAAGACCUUUCUCUCCCAGCAUUUCCGUCAGUCACUCCCCCCACGGCUGGGAUGGGGCAUGAUUUUCUCCUACUUAAAACCAAGAAACAAGGAGGAGCGCGCCUCCGUUUCCAGUGUGCCUCCAGUCUUCCACUCCAGCCCGCAGCACUGUGCGAACCUCAAGAACCAAUAUUUGAAACAGGCAGCUGCAAACCUCACCUUUUCUCGGGAGGUGGUGCAGCAGCGAGGGCUGGCCAGCAUUCCUUACAGCCAAAACAGCUUUGACCAUCUCUACGAUGCAGACGGCAUCAUCCAGCCUCCCCAAGUCAGGAAGCCCCGAGCUGAGAAGCCCGUCAGCUUCAAGUUCCUGGAUUUUUCAGGUCCCUCAACAAGGGUCACCUCCCAGGCUGUGAAGACGGAAAGCUCUGCCAAUCUUAAGAAGCUGAAGAAAUCAAAGCCAGCAAGCGCAGUCCAGGAAGCAUCUGGUCCUCUCAAUCUUCAUCCAAGCAGGGAGCUAGACGUGCUGGAUCUGUCACUUUCUCCAGAUGUCUACCUGGAGGAGAGGGAAACCUGGCUUCCCCCUUCUGAGAAGGAGGCCAGAGCAUGGCAGGCUGUCGUGCUGGAAAAGCUUAACAAGCGCACUGCCCGAUGGAUCCAGAACAAGAGUCCUCUGAGGCCUGGGGUGUCCCCCAGUAAGUGGCAGAGCUUCUUGCACCAGCAAUACGACUGGAGCCACAUCCGGGAUGAGCUCACUUCCUCCAGCGACCUGGAGCUCUUGGAACAGCUGGAGGAAGAAGAGACAGCAGAAUUUGAGGAUCGAAGUGUCGUUCUGCCCACCCAGGAGGAAAAGAAGCCAGAGCUGCUGCUUCCUGUCUAUUAUAGAUUGCCCAAUUACUUGCCGCAAGUGCAGACAGUUGAAAUCACACCUGGCAUCAGUAAGGCUGCUGAGGACAUCGAUGGAAAGGGGAGCAUCUACCAGCCCCCAAGGCAGAGCCACUUCCGACAGGUGAAUCCCCGAGCUGGAAAGUUUGCUUACUCCACAGACAACACCUUUGAACAGGAGAUUUACUUUGAUAGAGUCCAGAUCAUCCACCAGAUUGGUGCAAAGAGAGACCAAAUUUUCCUGGAAAACCUCAAUCGAUACAGCAAGCAGCUAUCUAAGGUCUUCCCUGAAACCCCAGAAAGGUGGACUUCCCAGCCAGUUCCUGAAUCAUUGCUAGCCAGGAAUAGGAAUGUGAUGCUGGCUGGGAACACACGCUUAGGGCAGUGGGCAGAAUACCUCAUACUGCUGCCCCGCACAGCUUGCAGGCCUGUGAAAGGAGCCAGGCGCUGGACAGCUCUGCCCAUACCGGCCAAGGAUCUGCUGCUGCAGGUGGGUGAGGAGGACAUGCCCACGAAGACCAGGAGACUGAAGAAGCAGGCAGAGUCACUGAAGGAGAAUGUGACUUGGGAACUGGUGGUCCUGCGGAGGAUGCUGCAGGAAUGGAAGAUGGCCUGGGCUCUAAUCAUCGAGUGGCACCAUAAGACAAUAGAGGGCCUGCUGCAGAGCUUGGUGGACAUCCAUGAUGACGUCCGCAUCCAAGCCAUCAUCACUUGUGCCACAGCUGCUUUAGAACGACCCCGUACUGCCAUCAGCCAGGGGGACUCAGACAAGGAAACCGUCAAAGCUCCACCUAUCCAGGACUUGCCAGAGGUUCUACAGGCCCCCCUAAAGGCUGCUCUUUGUGACAAGAACGCCAGUGUGCGGAUGGCAGCAGCAGUAUGCCAAUAUGCCAUGCAGUCAGAUAAUCUUCUUGCCCGGGAAAUCAUGCAGACUGCCCUUUUGAAGGGUAAUAGCGUGGACAGCUGGGCUGCAGCUCAGUGCCUGGCUCUGGAAGGUGCUGCCACUUACCCCGUGAUUACGAGGAUCCUCCAUCAGCUGUUUAACAAGAAGAAUGAGGACACUGAGCAACAGUCUUGUAUGCUCUUGAGCCAUCUAAGUGCAAAGACAACCCUGAUACAUACCAUGCUUGCCGUGGAGCUGAAUAGCCAUCAAUGGAAAGACCGGAUUGUAGCCUGCCGAGCUCUCUCCCAGAUUGGUGGAAAUGUCAAUGUGGAUGUGAAACAUAAGUUGAUCCAGCUGAUGUUGGGUGACUGGAAUAAGAAAGUGAGACAAGCAGCUGCCCAAGCUCUGGGGCAAAUGAGCCUUGGGAAAGAGGUGCAUGACACAAUCAGAGUCAAGCUGGGCCAAGGAAACUCCCAGGAGCGUGUGGAAGCCCUCUCCCUGAUUCGUGGGCUCAAGCUCAUGACGGCCAAGCUUCUCCCAAGCUUUCUGAACUGCUUCUCUGAUGACUUCACGGCAGUUCGGCAGGCAGCUUGUUUGGCUGCUGGUGCCCUGCAGAUCCACGAUAAUAUGGUCCUUGAAUGCCUUCUGAAUCUCACACAGAGAGAUCCCUGCUGGAAAAUCAAGGCCUUUGCCAUUCGAGCUUUGGGACAAAUUGGCCACGUGAAUCCCCAACUGAUAGACUCCCUGCUCUGGGCUAUACACUAUGAAGAAUCACCAGGUGUACGACUAGAGGCUUGCCGUAGCAUCCUAGCCCUCAAACUUCAAGGAGACCGAGUCAGGGACACCUUCCUAGACAUGCUGCUCCUAGAGAACCAUGAUGCUGUUCUAAAAGAAAUUCACCAUGCAAUGAAGAUACUCAACUUAGAAAAUGAAGGAAACCAAGAAAUGCUUCAGAAGAUCAAGAACAGGAUUCAAACACUAAGCCAAAAGGAACUGUUGAUACAGAAAAUAUUCAAGAUCGAGACAGUCAUAGGAAAAGUGAAGGAGGAAGCAAAACGUGUUUACAUGCAACCCAAACAAGGGCAAAAACCACUGAAAUUCCAUACUUUUCUCCAAGAAACUUUUCAGGAUGAGGUGGUGUUUCCUAGAAGACCGUCUGAGUUGUGUGACAUUGAAGCAGUCAUAAAGCCUGUGAGGCCCCGCACACCAAAUCCCUGGUCACAGAGUCCAGUCCCGGGCCUAAGCACAAGAAGCAGAGGUCAUUCAUCACUUGUCAAAGAUCUACGCACUGCCCGGGAAAAAAGAAUUGCGAUGGGACCAUUUGGAUCUGACAACCAAGAUCUCUAGCUAAGUAAAAACUCAAGUUUUUUCCAGGGUCGUGUCCUCUUCCCCUAGAAGGAAAGGUAAUUAUUUCUGGGAUGAGCCCUUCUCUUGCUCCAAGACACAGGCAGCAGUGGACCUAGUCACAUUCUUCUCUUUAACUGAUGUUGUGUAUCUCUUUGUCAUUAUGUUUAUAAAGAAAAAUCUGUUUAACAGUAAACCUGGCUCUUUAAUGUGCACCAUUUACACAGAGGGUUAAAGAAAAUUGACAACACAUUAGGUGACAGUCCAUAUUUUUCCAUAACCCAGAAAAGUCCUAUAUUAAAUAUAGGUCAGAACUCCAAAUUUUACUAGAAUAGAAAUAUUCAAAGACCCAGAAUCUUUUGUAAGCUAUACAAAGAGCCCUUUGAAACCCAAACUAGAAUCCCAUUAA
This is a messenger RNA of Lagenorhynchus albirostris (white-beaked dolphin), 3582 nucleotides long. It is a transcript of the gene HEATR4, whose product is annotated as HEAT repeat containing 4. The record is from RefSeq and is a predicted model, not a curated record. The transcript is spliced from 16 exons. Bases 66 to 3176 code for a protein of 1036 amino acids. Gene Ontology annotation, molecular function: oxidoreductase activity. NCBI's taxonomy places the organism in Eukaryota, Metazoa, Chordata, Mammalia, Artiodactyla, Delphinidae.